AUGCAACAACCAAGAGAGCAAAGAAGAUUUCAAGAGAGACAAGCACCCGAAUGGCACCCAAAAACAAAAUUAGGUCAUCUAGUAAAACAAGGAUUUGUUGAUGCUGCCAAAAUAUUCCAGUUUAGUAUGCGCAUCAAAGAACCAGAAAUAGUUGAUCAUUUAUUCAAAAACCUAAAGGAAGAAGUGUUAGUUAUAAAAAGUGUUCAGAAGCAAACAAAAGCAGGUCAAAGAACUCGUAUAAAGGCUGUUGUUGCUAUCGGAGAUGGAAAGGAAUACAUAGGUUUAGGUGUUAAGGCUGCCAAGGAAGCAGCAACUGCUAUAAGAGGUGCAAUAUUGAAAGCAAAGUGCAACAUAAGACCUGUUAAGUUGGGUUAUUGGGGUGACAAGUUUGGUGAACCACAUACCGUAAGUGUAAAGAGCACUGGCAAAUGUGGAAGUGUCAGUUUGAGAGUUGUUCCUGCACCUAGAGGCAGUGGCAUUAGGGCAGGCAGUGUGGCUAAGAAAAUUUUUCAAUUAGCUGGUGUGAAGGACAUUUUUACAAGUACAGAGGGAAAUACGGCAACUAAUGAAAAUUUAGUAAAGGCAGCUGUUAUGGCUUUGGAUAGGGCAAGUAAUUUUUAUACGCCUGAUUUGUGGGAACAAAAGGAAGUAGUCAGAAAUCCAUUUAUGGAGUUAAGCAGUGUUUUAGCUGAAAUUGACAAUUUAAAAAUUGAAUAA
Messenger RNA from Didymodactylos carnosus, 717 nucleotides. The record is from the annotation of a GenBank genome assembly. NCBI's taxonomy places the organism in Eukaryota, Metazoa, Rotifera, Eurotatoria, Philodinida, Philodinidae.